Molecule: messenger RNA, 1437 nt
Organism: Fopius arisanus
Lineage: Eukaryota; Metazoa; Arthropoda; Insecta; Hymenoptera; Braconidae
Product: probable phosphoserine aminotransferase
Exons: 2
Coding region: 94-1188 (364 amino acids)
Biological process (GO): L-serine biosynthetic process
Cellular component (GO): cytoplasm
Molecular function (GO): pyridoxal phosphate binding; O-phospho-L-serine:2-oxoglutarate transaminase activity
Source: RefSeq, a predicted model, not a curated record
UAUUCCCGAUACGAAGAGACCCACGACCAGUUUCAUCGGCUCCUCAACUCGAUAUCCACCUUGAGGAGUAACUUUCAUACCCAAGAUACCAAAAUGAGUGGAAGAGUAAUAAAUUUCGGGGCUGGACCUGCCAAACUCCCACAAGAGGUGCUGAAAGGAGUUCAGGAGGAGCUUCUGUCCUUCGGGAAUACUAAAGUCAGUAUUUUAGAGCUCAGCCACAGGUCUGGAGACUUUGCUAAAGUUAAUCAAGCCACUCAGGAUCUCGCCAGAGAACUCCUACACAUUCCCAGUAAUUACAAAGUUCUGUUCAUGCAAGGAGGAGGUACUGGACAAUUCGCUGCUGUACCCCUGAACCUCAUCGGCAAAACUGGAACCGCUGAUUACUUGGUCACAGGAUCUUGGUCUGCAAAAGCGGCUAAGGAAGCAGCGAAAUACGGAAAAGUGAACCAUGUUCUUCCAAAAACAAAUUCAUACACUGAAAUACCUGAUCGUGCAACUUGGAAACUCGACCCCAACGCAUCUUACGUGUAUUAUUGUGCUAAUGAAACGGUUCAUGGUAUUGAAUUCGAUAACAUCCCUGAAACCAAUGGAGUUCCACUAGUUGCUGAUAUGUCCUCCAAUAUUUUAACGAGAAAGCUUGACAUUUCCAAGUUCGGAGUGAUUUAUGCAGGAGCCCAAAAAAAUAUUGGGCCCUCUGGAGUAACUCUUGUAAUCGUCAGGGAGGAUCUCCUUGGAAAGGCACUUCCAGUCUGCCCUUCAGUUCUUGAUUACACAAUUAUGGCUAAUGAUAAUUCUCUCUACAACACCCCACCGACAUUCCAAAUUUACGUGGUGGGACGUGUGUUCGGUUGGAUAAAACAACACGGUGGGGUUGAGGGAAUGGAGAGACUCUCCUUGAUCAAAAGCAAAUUAAUCUACGACGUAAUAGAGAAGUCCAACGGGUUUUACAGCUGUCCAGUGAAGUCCAACUCCAGGAGCAGAAUGAAUCUGCCCUUCAGGAUUGGAAAGAAUGACGAGGAAUUGGAGGUGAAAUUUCUAGCUGGAGCUGCUGAGCGAGGAAUGUUGCAGCUGAAAGGUCACAGGUCUGUCGGAGGCAUCCGGGCUUCUCUCUAUAACGCUGUGUCUGUUCAAGAUGCUCAGGAUCUUGCCGAUUAUAUGAUGGAAUUCUUCAAGGCCAAUUCUCAAUAAACCCACAUUGAGAUAAAUGCAAUGCAAUAAUUGCAGAAAUAUUGAUAUCUUCAAUCAAUUUUGAGAUAUUAACUCAAAAGUGAUCUCGAAGAAAAUCCCUUCAUCUUAAAUAAAUAAUUGUAAUAAUUGGAAUUUAAUAACGAGGGUAAAUCAAUAUUUUUGGAAAAUAUUAAUACUUUAUAUGAAUGCAGUAAUUAUUAUCUCAUGAAAUGUUUUCUAUGAAAAAUAAACCCGUUACUGUUUUAUCAA